UAGCAUGCUAAAUGGCUUUGACUGUGGACCAAGUGUUAGAUCGGAUUGGGAGUCUGGGACUCUACCAGAUUCGCCUCAUUUUCAUUCUGAGUUACAUUGAGUGGGUGAACCUCACCUGGCAGAUACUGGUACCGACCUUCAUCGCUGCUGAACCUAAUUGGCUGUGUGAGACCAAUCACAGCGCGUGUAAUCUGACGGGGGAAUUUAAACCCGGGGAUAAACUGUACGAUGAACGGUGUAAGAUGCCGAGGGAAGCCUGGAAAUUUGCCGAGGGUUACACCUCAGUGGUCACUCAGGUAAGGAAUAAUUCAAUUUAUUGAUUAUAAUUAAAAUUGUAAGGUUUUAAGCCAGAAUCCCCGCCUGAGAAAACAGCCGAUAUCAGUUUCGUGACGCCCAACCACUGGUUUCCCCGCCAAAUCACGUCUGAGAAACAAGCGCAGAAAUUCCAUACUGAUGACCGCCAUCGCUAAUUAGCAUCUGGGUAGUGAUUCUGAUUGGUUGAAGCAAAUUUCCCCCGCGGCACGACCAAUCAGAAGCACUACCCAGAUCUGGGUGGUGACACGUUAUCGGUAUAGAAUUUCGAGGUCGUUUUUGAUGUGAAGCUCAUGUAGACUGAGUGAGCAAUUUUUUUGAUCAGUUGAGACCCCGGUAGAAUCAGCAAAACUGUGACUGUUUUAAAUAUACGUGCGCGAGAUCGUGACCAUGCCUCCAGGAAAAAAACGAAGGGGUGGACAAAGGACUAUCCUCGAAAUCUUCAUUUUUUCUGGCCCUAACACAAAGAAAUCCAACAGAUGUCGCCAGAUUAACGAAGGCAUCGCAGAAAAUAUUUACUCAAACAUCAAGUAUAGUAACAUUAUUCUGAAGAUGUACGACAUUUUUACUUUUCAGUUUGAUUUAGUCUGUGACAAGUCCUUGCUUGGAACAAUUUCUACAUCUGUGAUUUUUGCUGGAUGGCUAUUGGGCGCUUUGGCGGGCGGUGUAUUGGCAGACAAGAUUGGAAGGAAACCGGUCAUGUUCGUGUUUGCACUCAUGUGCAGUUUCUUUGCACUUCUCGCGGCCUUUCCCAAUGUCUUUUGGCUCUUUAUUGUAUUCCGUUCUCUUGCUGGAAUUAGUAUCGGUAAGCAUAACAAAACAACAAAAACUGUUUUAAAAUGCAGUGAGCCACUUUAACCAAUUCUUGUUGCUAUGUGUUCACCAGCCUCGUUCCCAGUCCUUUUCUUUUUUAAAAAAUAGAAGGUGCGGGGAAAAAAAUCGCCGUCCACUACAAAGAGAUCAGAGGCAAACAAAAAAUUACUGCGGCUUGUCUGUUACAAGAGGAAAAUUCUUCAAAACUACUCGUUUCUCGUCAAGAGAUAUAAAAGCUAAGAGACCGUCUGAGAUCGCGCGCGCGCUGAGAGGUUACGCAUAAUUUACACUUUUGAUCGUAUUCACACAGCGAUAAUUUAAGACUUUAGGGUGUAUGAGGAGACACGUGAUCAGUCGAUGACAGGCACUUUUCCCGCCUCUCCCAUUUUCUAACGGAAAAGCCCUGGGGAAGAGGUGCUGUCUUCGCCACUGCUUCACUUUGUUUUUCCCUCACAAAUCCCAACAGGGGGUGGGGCAAUGGGAAUCUACGUGUUGGCAACUGAGUUCGUGGGGGCGAGGCACCGUCAUGUGGCUGGUACAUCACUAUGGUACUCCUGGGCUCUGUCACUAGUCAUGUUAGCUGGUAUGGCAUAUGGAUUGCGUGACUGGAGGCACCUGUCCAUUACCUGUGCGGCACCUGGGCUUAUUGUCCUAAUAGGCUGGUGGUAAGUCACGCAUUUUUCACGUACAGUAGUGACGACUGUCUGGCUCGAGCCAAGGUCGAGUAACUAUAGAGCCUUUUCACUCCCUUGGCCUGUAGCAAUGCAAAUGUUUUGGGGAAAAAGAAAGUUAGUACAUAAAAAAAAGGUUCACCUCCCACGGGAUUGGUUUGGGACACCAACAUGGUCGCUGUUUCAAUGUUUCGGGAAACCAAAAUGGUGGACAGAAAGUUACGUCUGAUGAAAACGCUCUAUAUUGGAUGACCAGAUCGCUCUCCAGUUUAUUAUAACGGUCAUCUCUUACUGAUAAAUAUUUUUUUGGAAGGAAACCGAAUGAAUUUCAGCCUAGAUAUUAUUGAGAGGACAGAAAGAACAAACUGAACUCUUUCACAUCGCGAUACCUUGUCAUGCGAACUCUUAAAAGUCGAAAAAUCAUCAAACCUUGAAACUUCUUUGUUUUCCUUUUGAAAUACAGUCUUUCAGAUCUAUUACUGGAAAAAAUUAUAACUGAAAAUACUUUGUUAAUUUCAGCUCAGUUUUGGUCUAAACAUAUAGAAGUCACAGUAACAAAACUCCUUAAAAAUUUUCAGUUUCAUUUUAGACUUUUUCUGGUAAGUCUCUUUCUCAGCGGUUUUUAAGAUUUUAAACUAGGUCGUUUCUGAGCAUUAAACUAAUAUUUCAGAUCUUAGUUUCUGCAAUUUUCUUUGUUGAGACCCGGCUAUUUCCCAGUCUAGCGAAUACCAAAUUUGUAUUUCGAAACAAUCCUUCUCCCUCUUUCAUCACUCCAUUCUACGUUUUUUUUCCCGGACGGGGGAUACUCCUUAUAACUGUCUAUACUGGGAGGCUGCACCCAAAAUAGGCACCUUUUUCAGGCCUCAGGGGGAAAUCCUUCAUUUUGGUCUGUAAUAUAACCUGAAAGGGCAACAGAAGGUUUUUUGGCUGUGAAAAGUCGAGAAAAUUUUCUAGUUUUGUGAUUUAUUCAUAUUUAAAAGAAAGUGCAUUUACAGCAGUCAAAAGGGAUAAAGUAGUUCUAAACUAGUUAUUUGAAAGGGGGUACCAUCUGUCAAUGAAAGGUAUGCGAAAGGGGUACCUUUUCCGUGUCAAAAAUGGUAUGUAAAAGGUUAAAGUGUUGGACCUCUGGGCGGAGCCAACCCGCAUAAAACUUUGUUGAGUUCCCCCGGGCAUUUUUUUAUGUAGGUUUACUCCUGAAUCUACAAGAUAUUUGUUGCUGAAAGGAAAACUCAAAGAAACCGAGGAAAUCCUGCGAAACAUCGCCACGACUAACAAGAAAAAGUAUCCAGAAGAGCCUCUUUAUAACCCGAGCGCUGACGGGAAGGUUCAGCAAUUGGGCGACGUAAGAGAUUUGUUUGCAAGUAAAAAAAUGUGCCACCGGACACUUGUAUCCUGGUAUGCCUGGUAAGUGGAUCAUAAAUGAAACUUUAUUGAAUCAACACUGGAUGUUUUUUCGGGGUGUGCUUGUAAUUUAUCUUGUCCCAUAGCCUAGUUACUCUCGACCAGCGGAAUGGGUAACGAACACUGAUUAGAAAGUUAGGAGCCUGGAGACAAGCAUGGGUCGCAACCUGAUUGGCAAAUCGACAAUGGCUUGUUCAGACCAAUCAUGACGAGUACUUAAAUCCUGGUACACAGGUGGGGCCCCUGAACAAGGACUUCGGCGCUGUUUCGAGAAGGUCUUAACCAGAGUUUACAGUUGAACCCCUCAACAAUAGUCACCUUGGAGACAGAAGAAAGUUGCCGUUGUAGAGAGGUUGAAACAAGAGUCAAUGUAUGGACUGUCCGCCAAAAAAGGUGGCAGUUGUCGACAGGUGUCGAGAGGCGCUAGUUUCAUCUGUAAUCUAGGCUAAUGGAUACAAACUGACCUGAAAGCGUAUUUGAACGACGCAGCUUCCCUUUGAGUACAACGAUGCUCCGUUAUGAAAACCUCGUCAGAGCUCUUUCCUUAAUACCAAGAUGUUAUUACCAUAGAAGAAGUAUAAGUUUAAAAGGGAACAAAACUUUGGUUUUAUGACCUUGUUUAGCAAAAGAUUGGAUAAAAGGUAUAAAAAUUUUCUGCGCAGAGCACAAAACAUUGAAAACAUCCGUUCGCCUGAGUGCCCAACGCGAUGAAGAAUUUAAGAGAAACCUCCACCCUUAUCUAAGAGUUCCACCAAAACGCUUUCGACACUUUUCUUGGUGUUCUUUUUAGGUUUGUAAACGCAAUGGUCUACUAUGGUGUAUCAUUCAGUACUCCAACACUUGGCGGAAACAUGUAUUUGAACUUCUUCCUGGCUUCAAUCAUUGAAAUUCCAGCCAAUUAUGUUAGCAUCUGGGCCAUGGGAAAGUAAGUCGACAGCGCCCUUCUCAAUCUUGAAAAAGAUUACCUGUUUCAGUUUGUAAUUGUAAGAGCAGCAUUGAGAACAGUGUCUGGAAAGGGUGGUCGUGAUCUCCCGUUCCCGCCCUUUUUCACGAUAAUCCCACAUCCCGAACUUCUUUCAUCGUUAUCCCGAAAAGCAUUUCUUUCCCAAUCCGCUUUUGAGCCCAAAUUUUGGCGAAUCCCGCUUCUCGGGUAGCAGUAUCCCGUUAACGUUUACCGAAUCCCGCACUCUAUUUGGUCAAAUCCUGGAUCCCGAGAAUAUCUUUCUAGACCCUGUGAGAACGCUGAGACAUAUGUGUUUAAUCAAAUCUAUAGCGCAAGAACGAAUGAUUAACAAUUCCUUGACGUAAAUAUUUGUUGCGUUUCAUCGCAGGAUUGGUCGCAAAAAGUCACUAGUGUAUUUCAUGAUCUUAGCCUCCAUAGCCUCGGUUGGUGCUGUGUUAUUUACGAUGUAUGAUCCUGGCAACGACAAAUGUAAGUAGCUGUUUCCAAAGCUGCCUUGCUAUCUUCCCAUAUUAGGAAUUAAGCUGUGGAUUUCGGAUUCUUUGAGCUGAAUUCCGGAUUUCGCAAGCAAAAGUUUCCCGGAUUCAGGAAUCAGAUUGACAUACAUAGGGCGAUCGCUACCCCAGGGAGGGGGGGGGGAGAUUACUUGGAUUAAUUUUAGCUGGGUAUGUGCCACUGGGCUCUCAGAACCCCUACCCGAUUAUAGUCUAUUCUGUGGCCAAAUAUAGACUCCAUCUUAGUCACUUUUGGGAAAAUGUAAUUUUCACGAUUCCAACUUGGUAACUUUCUGCUUAUGCAUCCUACUUAUAAAGCCUUUUAACUAGAUCAUCUUGAAAUGAAUUGACACAUUUGGGCCAUUUAUACGAGGAAAAAUAAGACGCGUCUUACAUAAGAGGCGUCUUAAAUAAGACGCGAACGUUCCGUAUAAACGGCACAUUUCGUCUAAAAUAAGACGCGGCUUAGCUAAGACGCGUCUUAUUAGAUGAGACAUGCUCGUAUAAAUGAUACAGUUUGCGUCUUGUUUAAGACGCGUCUUAUGUAAGACGCGUCUUAUUUUCCUCGUAUAAAUGGCCCUAUUGGUUAAAUUAAUGAAGUAAAAAUCUUCCCAUUUUAAAUCCCUACCUACUUGAAUUUUCUGAUCCCCCAAAUCCCAAAAAUGUGCGAUUCCAUCCUAGUAGCUCUAACAAAAAUGCCACCCCAUCAUAGUCAAUCCAGCGGUGAAAAUGCGACCCCAUCCAGCGGCACAUCCCCAUUAGCCUAUCACUAGGAAGUACUCCCCCCCCCGGGGGAUCGUAGCAAUAAUCGAUAAUCUUUGAGGAGUCACUAGAUACCAGUUACCUAAAAAAAUUUCAUUGACUCUCUUUUUAUUUCAGGUUUUGCCGCGGGUCGUAUUAUCAUGGCGCUGGCAGCUAAGUUUUUCGUGUUCAUUUCCUUCGCUGCGGUUUAUGUGUUCUCGACGGAGCUGUUCCCUACGGUUAUUAGGUGAGACGGUGGACUGACUCAAAAAUUAUACGCGUUUUUCUCUAGCUGAGUAUGGACGGUCAAAACCAUGCGAAAAUCGCUAGUAUGGACGAAGAGCUUUCGAUUCGUUUUUGUUAUCAUGAAAACAAAGGUUUUCGAAAACGCAUUUGUCGUGGACAGUGACUUGUCUGAUGAUCCUCUACUGAUCUUCAAUAUAGUAAUUGCAACCUGAUCAACCUUCCAUGUUUUGUUCUCUUUUCAGAAACGUAGGAAUGGGUACCUCUACUUCGGUAGCCAGAUUGGGUUCUUUUGCUUCUCCAUAUGUCGUUCAUCUGGUUCGUGAAAUUAUUGAUAGACUUUUUAUUUUUGUUUGUUUUUUUUUUCCUUCUAAAUUUUGUUUAAUUACUACAUGCACAAUUCGCCACUAUAGAAACGAGAAAGGAAAUGGAGCCGAAAUGCGUCCUGCACUAGGUUGUGGGAUCGUUACUGGGUGCUAGCGGAGCGCGUCGGUCAGCUAUUGGCCAAUUUUUUUUCCCGUCCUUAGUCACAGUCCCAGAAGUCUCUGCGACAGUUAACUCGGCCCAGUUCCCUUCUCGUUUCUAAAGUGGCGAAUAACUGAAUACCCUUUUAACGUACCUCUUUGGUACCAAUGAAUAGUUUUAUUUUGGUUUUAUUGUAAAUUCGCGGCUAUUUUCUUAAAUUUCAGGUGCGGUUCCUUUGUUUUAUUUAUUUACUGGAUUUUCUUAGUAUUCAACGGUGCCGUAAUCCAGUCGAAUGGAUCGAAUAAAGCUAUCUAUCUAUCUAUCUAUCUAUCUAUCUAUCUAUCUAUCUAAAGUGGCGAAUAACUGAAUACCCUGGGUACCAGAGGUUUUUCUCACGUGCGGCGGGAUUUUCGGUGCUAGUCGAAGGUCGACAUAUCUUCGGCCGUAGGCCGAAGCCGCGAGAAAAAACGUGCCGCGCGGGCCACUAUUAAGACUUGACAGAAACUGAAAACCGCGCUAGAAAAGUCUCUGGCACCCAGGGUAAUAACUGAAUGACACGGCAGAAAUUCAGUAUAAUACUCCUCAAUGCAAUUUUUUUUUCUUAUGUUCCUAGUUGAAAAUUAUCGAUUUAUGUUAAACUGGUCAACGUUAAAGGCAAUCCAAGGAUAACUGGCGAGCUUUCAAAGAAAAUGAAUGAACCUGUAGCAUUCAACUAAUUAUGAAAUAUAUAGCAAAUAUAUGGAAACCACUCUUCGGCGAACAUAGCGAUAGUAGUGACGAUACGAUUAUCUUUGUAGAUGGACUUCAGUUUUACAUUUAGAAGUGUAGUGUCCAUAAGAUCACUGGACUCACUUUUGACUUUUUAUUUCAUUUUAAGUUACCUUAAGAAUUAACUGACGAAUCAAUAAUCAGUUAUGAAAGGCUUUUGGAAUACUGUAUUUGUUGUAGUUAUGCCAAUAAAGCUUGUCAUAGUUGUCGUUAUCGGGGAUCGUAGCGAUAAAAUAGGCAUUUCUGGGUUUUAAAACAAGGCUAAGUGCAAAACCUUUCUUGCGAAAAAGAGUUUUAUUCACAUGAGAAUAGAAAAUCAUUUUCAUGGAAUUGAAAUGACUUUUUGACUACCAUGCUUUACUCUGUGUUUGUAAGAGUGUUUAUUUCUCUCAUAUAGAGCCGAGUGCAUCCGCUCCUCCCCUACGGAAUCAUGGGAGCCAAGGCGUUGCUUGCGAGUAUACUCUGCAUGACAUUACCAGAGACAAAGGGAUUACCAACCGCUGAAACAAUGGACUCUGAACAAGGUAUAGAGCUGGGGAUACAGAACGUAGCCAUGGAGGAUAUCGUGUUGAACGACGAAAAAGAAAAGGAACAGGAAAAGGAGAAACAAUUGGAAGAGGCGAAAAUGAAUGAGAAAAUGCAGGAAGUAGAAGAAGAAGUGAAAGACAAGAAUAAAGAUAAUAACAAUGUUGGACAAGACCGAGAUGAAGGAGGGAAUACGCACGAAGAUACGAAUACAGCGAAUGGUGAAGUAGCGGGAAACCACGCGAAUCUUGGUUAUGACACUGCUUUUUAACAGCCUCGAAUAUCACUUAUGUUUAUUCGUUUAGGAUCGUUCUUUAAUGAAGCAGCAACAAAAAAAAACAAAUUCCACUUAGUAGUGUAAAUGGGUCGCUUGAGGUGCUAAUGAAUUCAGGGUUUUCUGUAUUUUUGACAACCUGAGAAAACAACCCCUCACCGGUUUCCUCUCGUAAUGACGUUGAGGAGCGAGCGCGUAAAUUCCGUACUGAUGACGUGUCACUACCGAGAUCUGGGUGGUGCUUCUGAUUGGUUGAGUCAAAUUUCCCUCGCAGCACGACCAAUCAGAAGCACUACCAAGAUCUGGGUAGUGACGCGUUAUCAGUAUAUGGAAUUUACGCGUUCGCUCCUCAAAGUCAUUACGAGGGGAAACCAGUGGUGGCGUGGCCGGAAAUGUCGACUGUUUUCUCAGGUUAAAUUUCUAUAAAGUGUGGGAUAGUAAUUGGACGGGACUGCACUGACCUCCGGAUGCUGUCGAUAAUAGCUUGACUCACUGUUUCUGCUAUGUUGUCCCUGGCCCUCUGGGACAUUUAAGUUGCCUAGAACCGAACGACUUUUCUCUUCUUUCGACAAAAAAAAGAACCCGGUGAAGAUUCGAUUCAGGAAAACUUACAUAGCCAGCAAGUCUGUUAGUUUUGCAUCUUUAUGCUGAAUAAAUAAAAAAGCUUUUGAAUAGCCUUGGUGAAAAAUGCUGUCUGCAAACAGCUCGUUAUUAGGGUGUAGGUGAAAGUCAGAUCGUUGAACGAGUGUCUUGGGAAGGAGAAAGGGGGAAGUCGCUUUCUUGCCCAUGGGAGCUGGAAGAGCUGCGAUAUGAGACUGUAACUAAGAGGUUUGGAGACUGGAAGACAGUUGGCCAGAACAAAUUCCCCUUGGCUAAAAGCCCAGACAAAUUUGCUGCCUAAAUCACGCACCCCCCACCCCCUCCCUCCGCUUUGUCAGGAACAAUAAAGCUUCGCUUUAUUUAAGGGACUCCGGAUUCCAGAAUCCGAGAAUUUAUUUUGCUUGAGGAAUCGAGGAUUUCCGGGCUUUGGAAUCCGGAAUACAGCUGAAGGAAUCCGGAAUCCUACUGACGAUUGGAAUCUAGCCUGCGAAUACAACCGUUCCUCCUUGCCCCUCCCCGCUAAGUACGUUUCGCGAAACAUCCCUAGCGGCGAGGGGUAAGGAGAAACGGCUUUAUUUGCAGGCUAAUUGGAAUCCGAAAACCAAGUUUUAUUGACAUAGAAUCCUGAAUUCACAGCGUGGAAUACAGAAUCCAAGACUCUUUUGGAUUCUGUUACAUGUAGCGAAAUAAAGCUCUAAUUCCAUUGUUCGUUUUGGCACGAAGUUCUACUGUUUCAGGGCUAGAGAUCAUUGAUUAUGUUGUGUUUUUCAUUGUCUUCUCCAAUAAUCCUGAACUGUUUGGCGAACUUCCAGGCUGUGCAGAGACGGGUCACUAACACACGGGACUGAGUGAAGUCUUGUCGCUGUAUAAAGCGACAGACCGGAAUUCCUGAGUGGCUUAUAACUUGGGAAUUUUUGAAGUAAUACCACAAAAAUAUCGCCACGUACCACAAAAAGGGGGCAAAAAGGAGCUACGUGACGAUGCUUAUGGUAUAACUAAAACCCUAAAAACGCAUUGGAAUUCAAGAAAACCUUGAAAUAAUUGUUUUGUCUCCUUGAAAUAACUCUUACUUCUACUCAACAAUGAUUGUACACGGCCAGGAUAGAAAGGGAUUGCAACUUGUAAAAAGUCGCGCCAACUUUCAAACUCCCUAUGUUAUCCAAAAAUGAUCAAAAAUCGAUCAUGAAUGUUUUGUUUUCCUUUUGUCAAUGCCAUUUGAUAUCUUUCUUUAAGAGAGAUCCAAGUACAAGAAAAAUUGACGGAGAAUGUUUAGUCAUAGUCUGAGCUCAACUUUGACCAAAAACUGUGUAACCCGCAAUGGCAUAACCCCUUUAAAGUACGGAAAAGAACUUUGAACACCAUGCACUAAGAGAUAGCUACAAUCUUGGCUAAUGUGCAAUAGCAAACCCCACAUCCCCCGAAAUCAAUAUUAGUAGAUAAGCUAACAGCUCCGCGCGGGAAAAAGUCCUCGAAUACGGUGUUGUUUUACUUGUACUCAAAAUUGACAUUUUAGGGGUGAUCAGGUCAGAUAUUUUAGUGAUGUUUGUGUUGUAUAAACAAAUCAUAAUGAAAAAAAAAAGGAAAUUUCAAAACGGGAGGAAAGUGGUCUUUUGGGUUCUUAUCACAAUUAAAAAUGUUGUUUUCGGUAGUCGAGGGAAGUGUUAUCGAACGGUCAAGCAUCCUGACUUUUAAUUGGAAUGUGAAAUACCUGAGGCCCGCAGUGAGAAGAGUUGCGUCAUACGGUGCAGCAAGUAAUUGAAUCCCUUGUCCUUCAGCGACUUAUCGCAUAAGAAACCUUCAUACAUUGAACAAAAGGAGAUAUGUGUACCAGUUCAUGAGGUGGUGUACCGGCGCUUUUUUUUGCUACUUGUUACAGUACCCCGGAAGAGUAUCAAACAUCCUAAAGGAGAUACUUUGGUCUAUUUGCCAAAACGUAAGUGGCAAUAUUAACCUGAAGAUUUCUGUUUUUAAGAGUAAAUUGUAACUUGUUCUUAAAGCUAUUGAUAUGACAAGACUUGUUCAUUCAGUAAACACUUUACUGGGCUAACACGUGAAUGUUAAAAGGCUCGCAUAACUGCCAGUUGUAACCUGUCCAUCUUACGACAAAGAUUUUCAAAUUUGUUGCAGACCAUCAUAACUCACAGGGAAAGAAUGUCCGCGCAAUUGUAGGAACCUGAAGUGCUCAGAUUAUCCGAUAAAACAAACUCUGUAGACAAGGUUUAUUGGGUUUAUUGUUCAAGUGUUGUCAAAUUAUAAGAUAUAUAGCAAUCUUUCAAAACAGAGGAUCACGGACUCCCUUUAGGUGAGUUAAAAUUUUAUAUCUUUGGACUACGAGCAAUCUCUGUAGUUUGCUAUUAACGUUCAAAAGCGGACCUGCUAAGGCGAGGUUAUGGGGAAGCCGGUGUCGAAGAGGCAACCCAAUCCCUCGUUAUUAUUCCUGUUAUGUUGACGACGUGUGACUCGCUUUCUACAUAUAGUGCACUGCAGGAAUGAGUGCAUUUUUCAUCAUUUCCAAGACUUCAAAAACCUAACUGAUUGCCAUUAAUAGCUUCUAAAAUCGAGCCGCAUUCAAAUUUACCCUUUAAGACCGGAGGUUGGGGCUUGUCAAGUCAAGAGAUUUCUUACGUGAACAUCAGUCGAGGUCGAAAUAUUCUUGCAAUGUGAAAAAAAAACAGACCUUUACAAAAUGGAUUAACGUUGCAUGUCUUUAUGGUGUUGUGGUUCCGCUUUUUCGACCUGGUGGUUUUAUUGAAACCUGGAGUCCUUUUGCAUAAGUUUACAUUUAGUGGGACUUUUUUGAAAUCGGUCCUUGUAUUUUGGAGAAUUUUCUCGUGCUCUCCUCGUGUUAUCUUCACUUGUUAAUUCGCCUUUGCCGAGCUAUCUCUGCAAAACCUAUGCAACAAGUGAGGUGGGGGUUACAAGGGGGUCCAAACCUCCUACCUCCCAUACAUUGCAUUCCCGACCGAACGCCCCUGUUCCUCUUGACUUCCUUCCUGAUCUUCAGCCCCUUUGCGAUUGCAAAAUAGCAGGGGCCUUCCUUACCCUUCCCCCUAUUCUACUAACUCCGACCCCACUGCCCCCCCCCCCCAAAAACAAAGGUUUUCGUUUUCAAGCUUCUUUAUGCAACCCAGCCCAGAACCGGAAGGAUAGAAACGAUUAAGUGCUUUAGAUGCUCUUUCCGUCCGAUCAUGUCAGAUGUUCGCGUUUCGGCGUGGAGAGACUCUAAGACAUCGCAAAAGAGGACAUUUCCAUUUAUUGUUCGCAGAAUGUUCUUGGGAAUGGGGAAUUGGUGCUUUACACGGUAAAUCUCAAAAGUAGAUUUCAUUAUCGUCUCUUUGAAUCUCGUUGAGAUAACGUGACUGCCAUUUCGUGACGAAAGUAAGGUGUUGAUUUAUUUUUAAUUUAGCUCAGCCACGUACAUCACGAACAAAACUGGCAAAUAAAGGUGGCCUCCAAAAGGUCAUGUUGACUCGAAAACGACCGCCAAAAACAACUUUACUUUCGGGUGGCAUUUUUCAGAUCCAGCCAAAAAUUUCUUCAUCCUUGGCCGGACCCUGAAGAAUCUGCUUCAGUUACAGGAUGGUCUUUUCAUGAGUUGCACAAUUCUCUUUUAUCAUGUACUUAACCAAGAUAGUAUUAUUCUUAGCUCCGAGGAGAAAGCAAACUUGCCCCAGUGUCUCUAUUCUACCCGAGAGAGACCCUGGCAAAGAGGUCACUUCCCACUGCCCGUACCGGCCUUAGUCUUCAUUUUCAAUGCGGUUCGCCGUGCUCGUGGAAGGCUCUCCUUCCCUACCCCGUCUUCCAUUUUAAACCGUAACUUCCAGCUUCUUACUUUGUUCUUCCCGAUUUUUGAGGCCGCCACCAGAAGACAUGUUACAAGAAGCUUGAAUUACCUGUACAUGUAUAUCAGAAACUUGACAUUCAAGAGGUUUUGUGACGUUCCUCUUUAUAGAUCUAGAGAACGUUAUCGAAAUAAAGUGGCUUGAAUUUCGAAGAAUAUAAAAACCUCUUGUAUAUUUUAUGAGAUCUUAUAAAAAACGUUCGCUCAAGUUACUUUUGUGUACCAUUGCUACUUCUAGUUGCUUUAUCCCUGGCAUUGUACUAUGUAUUUCCUAAGUACCUGGUGUCGCAAAGGCCCUUUAGUUCACAAUUAUUCCUCAACUGUUGGUUUUUGUCUCUCUUUAAAACGAUGGAGCUUUCUUUUCCAAACAGUACUUCGGGUAAUUGGGCGUUUUAUAAGGUAAACAUCACUUUACUUUUAAACAAAAUAUCGAUAGAAGUUUUGAAUUAUCUCCAAUUUGUAAUUGGUGGAAAUAAUUUUUUUUCAUUUACGGAAGAGAUUUUUAAUGAUGCCACCAUAUUCCACCUGCUAAAAAUUAUCGCUCCAAACAGAACAUUUCUAUCUUCCGCCACUUUCAGAUUCAGCUCUGGCAUCUGAAAGAAGAAACAACUUGUUGAACAUUUUUUAAUGUAUUAUGGAGGUUAUCGGUAGCUAGGUUUGAGAAAUGCAAUGUGUGAACACAAGAGAUGACCAUACACGACGGGUUCCAAGGCCUUUUACAAGGAGCCAGAAAAAAAAUGUUCCGACGGGUAAGCAAAAUACUGUUGAUCUGUAAACAAAUUCCACCCGUAUCUUGUUGUGUAAGGUCCUCGUGAGACCAGGGUGAAAUUAGAGCCUGUAGACCGGAACGGUUCAGACCAGAAUGAGUAAGUUUACAGGAGAUCGGUCUAAACGUUAAGAGCUCCGGAUUUCAAAAGACCGUGGUACGACCCGUCAAGAAUUUUAUGGCUUGUAUAACUUCCGAUCGGCCUACAUACAUACUAAUCCUUACUUCUAACACAUGAAAUGUCGUCUGAACAAUCAUCUUAGGCCGGUUUGAUUAAUCAUUUCAGUAGCUUUUAAUUAAGAUAACUCGCAAUUUGAUUUCAAGGCCCACACAGCUCAAACUUAGGACUGAGGAGAUGACUUUUGCGAGUGGUUUCCUGCAAACUGUGGACGUUGAGCAAGUAUUGGUGUGAAAACCAGUCGCAAUUCCGGCUGGUCUCUGGUAAUCAAAACCACUACGACUUCGCAAACGGGUUUGAAAGCAUCGUUAUUUCUGUUCGAAGAACUGUUUACAUUCCAUAGUGUACUUGUUGGAAAAUCCUCUCAACAGCUUCAUAUUACUGGAAUAACAAGACAUUAGACCCCCGUUUAACCCUCCUAUUUCGCCGUGUCUUUCCAUGUGAAUGCUCUCUUUUUCUCCACGGAUACGUUUUUGAUACCCUUAACGAUCCUCAAAGGAAAGAAAAUUUGGACUCAAGUUCCUCAAGCUCGAUAGACUACAAAACAGCCUUUUUUGCGUUAGUCAAGAACGCGAGCAGUUAAACGAAAGUACCGGAGAGAGGGUGAAAAAUGGAAAGUGAGUCUGUGGGAGAGACACCAAAACACUUUUUCUUGUCUCUUUCUUCUCUUUCGCAUCCCUUCCCCUCUCUCUAAUUAGCGUACCUCCCCCCCCCGCCACGCCUUUUCGGGAGAAGAAAGCCAAUAACUCCCCCCACUCUGUUUUAAACCCCCCUCCCCUCCCCUAAUUAUUCUUCACUAAUAAAUGGUAGACUGUAUUAAUCAAUUUCGACUGUAAAACUUCGUGUGGACUGAUCCAGGAUGGUAUAUUCAACAGCUGGAAGUUCGGAUUCUUUUUUAUCCUCGGCUGGAUAACCUCCAACUUCUUGUACUUGAGCUUUUCCACCUUUUUUUUUCUUUAUGGAGAACUGAUACAAUCGUCUUUGUUAACUUAAAUAAGCCCCGCGUCUCUGUUAAGCCCCUCCCUCAAAUGUGUUUGAAUUAUACAAGUCCCCGAGGAGGCGUAAUAUAGAGGACUUACGGUAAAUUCUUCCAUUCACCCACCAUAUGCACAUCUCCCAGCAUUGUCUUCAAUUUCCCUUGGGACGACUGUAAUAGAGAGGAGAAGUGUGACGUCAUGUUACUAUGGUAGCACUAUUUCUGGAUGACAACAAAACCAACGACGAUGGCGACGGCAAUGAGAACAGCAAAACAUUAUACACUUAAUGUCAGAUUCCGAGGGAAACAGUUAGUUUUGUUUUCCCAAGAGUCCUGAUGUUUCCCGAGACGAAGUCGAGGGAAACAUCAGGACUCGAGGGAAAACAAAACUAACUGGUUUCCCGAGGGACCUGACAUUAAGUGUUUUGUUAUAUUUCUAGACUUUCACUUCAACAGCAACAAAAGAAUAACUGGAGCGAACCAAAACAGUCGACUCGGUACUUAUAACAACACAAAUUUAAUUCUCAAAACCACUGAAUGAAUUAUUUACAAACAAAAGUACUUUCCUCAUAUUAUCUGCAUCUUUUUCCUCCACUAGCUGCUGUUUUUUCUUCUGGGAACUUCUGGGAUAACUUUAAAAAUCGUUGCUUUUUAGCCUGACGCUUCGUCUUUGUGUUGUUGUGUUCAUUCACGAAAAAGAAAACUGGCUGGACCUGGCGGUGUUUUUCCCGCCUUCUGUCACACCACUUUCCACAAUGCUUUGAUCACGUGCUGCAAUGUAUCCCGAGCGGGAUACAUUGUUUAAUGUAUCACGAUCGGGAUACAUUUGAUUUUAAUCAAGGCCACGUGACCAAGAAUCAACCAAUGGCAGUCCCUGUUUAGUUGAGUGAAAGUCUAGGAAUAGAGCGGUUUUCACCUGACUGUCGUAAAACCAAAACCAAAGUAAAAUACACUAGCCAACCAAAGGGCGUAGUAAAACCAAAACCAAAACCAAAACCAAUCCCUUUCGACAGUCAAGUGAAAACCGCUCUAUAACAAAAUAUGUUAACAGCAAACAACAACUUUGCACGUGCAUCUCGCUAUUUUGUACAUUUCUUUUCCGUCGUUGCACCACCACGACAAGGAACUUCCUAAUUUCACGAGCCCGCUUUAUCGAGUAGGCGAACACAACACAAAAAUUAAUGCAUUCUUUUCCCAACUUAGCUAACGAUAGAUUCGGUCCCAAAGAAAAUUUCGCCAAGAUUUGCCAAAUUAAAUGAAAUUAAACAAAAUCGGUGAAGUUUAAAAUAGUGGGAAUAUACAUUUCAGUGACUUUUUCGGUUUGUUGUCAUCCAAAAAUUUUGCUACCAUGGCAACGUGACAUAACGACUUCUCCUCUCAAUACCCAAGAGAUAUUAAAAAACAAUUCUUACGCAGAAUAUUGGGUGGCAAACAAGGCCUAUUAUGAGAGAUGUGCCAAUAAAAUGCGUGUUAAAUUCGUCGCGUUUCACUCCAUCUAAUGGGUGUCUCUCUUUUUCAGGUAAUUUCUUUGAAAUUUUGUCAGCACCGUUUGCUCAUUCCCUAAGCCUUUUUUCCCCUUGAAAAAUGGCGUUAACCGUGGACGACAUACUGGAGAGAAUUGGGAGCUUGGGUCUAUACCAGCUUCGUCUGAUAUUCAUUCUAAGCUACAUAGAGUUCGCUAUGACUCUCCAGGUAAGAAUGUGAUGUGAGAUCGUAUCUUGCAUUUGAUAUCGUAUCUUUUCAUCUUUUAAAAUAUGUUUCAAUUUGUUGUUUGAAAAAAACGUUUCUAAAAAUUCGCACUUAAGGUAGUCUGAACCUAUUUAUAUUUGUGUUGGUCAUGUUUUUGAAUCGCGUGUUUUUCGGCAGCAAAGAUUUCUAAGAUGUUAUUGAUUUUCUGGUAAACAAAAGGCAAUAUUGUUUUAGUCGACCACUGAAAUUAGAGGGUCAUGUGAGGGACUGGACUACUGGAUAUCGACCUCUAUUGAACACCUCGUUUUUACAAAAAAAAACUCCGAAAUCCGCGACAGAUUUUCCCCUAAAUUCAGCAAAAAAGCCUCAGAGCUAUAUAGUUUUAUAUCUGCAAGUUUGGUGGUAAUCGUGACCGUAGAACUUGCUCCACAAAAUGUUGGUCAAAUUUAAUGUUAAAAUGAUAGGCUAAUACAUUUGUGAAUGUAAACGCGCAAAUAGUACCCUGAGUACCAGAGGUUUUUUCUCGCGAGCGAUGGGGAGCUUCGUUUGGUGGGUCGUUUCAUCGGCCACAGGCGACACGUGUUCGGCCGAAGGCCGAAAAUACGAGCGGCGAAGCUUUUUGCGCGGGUCACUUAAAAAGACUUGACCGAAACCGGAAACCGCGCAUGAAAAGCCUCUGGCAUCCAGGGUACACAAAUAGCGGAAGAGGUUCGGGCUACCUUAAUUACUUGUAUCAAAAGUUACUUGUUCCUUAAUUUACAUCAUAGUUCGUUAAUCUAUGUCACAUCUUAAAGUCAUUUCUCCUUUGUGUCCGAGAGUGUCCGAGAGAAGACUAAGCCGAGUGGAGUGCCAAGGGUAACAUUAAAUGUCUCCAAAAAAUUCUAAAAAAACACGUACUUGUGUUCAAAUCACCAUUUUUUAAAGCAGAGGUUCUCAUAGUUACAUGUACGUUCAAUCAAAAAUAUAUUUUUUAAGAUAUGGGCACUUUAACUUUUCAUUCUGCUAAGAAAAUCAUAAAGCAUGACCAUUGAAAUGAUGGCUACUGAAAAGUUCUUACCUGUGGUACUGUUUAUUACAUUGCACAAGGUGGUUCCUACUUUUGACACGCCGUGGAUGAAAUCCUAUAUUGCGACCAUUCAAAUGAAAGCUACUGGGCAGCAUUUUCCUGUAGUACCGUUUGCUAUGCUGUUAUCUGUAUAAGGUGGCUCUAAUGUUCGAGCUGUAGAUGAAAUCCCUUAAGUGACUUGAGUACAACACAAGCCCUACAGACAUCAGUUAUGGGAAAAAUAUAAAUUUCCCUACCAAUACAGUCGAAGCUCUCCUUGUGACCAGUUUCAUAAGCGACCAGCUUUAGUAAAGACCAAUUUAGUGAAACCCCAUUUGAACUGUGACUUAAACUUUGUAAUGAAAAACUCUCUUAAGCGACCGCAACCACAAGCAACCACUCAGGGUCUUAUUCAUAUAAAUCAACACUGCCAAAGCGUUAAUGGUUUGUUUAUAAAGAUCUUGUACAGUGCAGUAUUGUAUUUGUAAAAGUUCAAGUUCGUUUCCGUAGUGACCUCUUACGAAUUAUUAAUGAGUUUCUGAAGCUCUCGUAAGCGACCACCCUAUAUUGUUUUACCAUGCGACCAGCUCUAGUUACGACCAAUUUCCAAGUUUCCGAGGUGGUCGCUUAUGAGACCUUCGACUGUAAGUUGAAUCUCAAGCUCGCGCGUCACAAAGAGGAUUCUUAUAUAACAUACUGUCUAUCUUCUAGAUAAUGGUACCCACUUUCAUCGCCGCUGAACCAAGAUGGAUGUGCACGGGAAAUAGCAGUGCUUGUAACUUCACUGGAUCGUUCAAGCCAUCAGAUGACCGACGUUGUAGUAUGCCAAGAGAUGCUUGGAAGUUUGCUGAUGAUUUUACAUCUGUCGUCACUCGGGUAAAUUUACAAAAUCAAUGAUUCCGUUUGAAUAUUUUAUGUCAUCAAUUGGUUGGGUAACAAUUGACGUCAAAAUGGCAACGGGCCGAAAAUUUAGAAGCGAGAAUAGGCGAAAUUUUAUAUCCAUAUUAUUUUUACACACCAGUAUCUGACUCGUCCCCAGUCGUCUCUCAGUCUCCUAUUAAUAUCCACGAGAGAAGCAUGGUUAAUAACGAGGGAGCGCGAGGGAUGAUGGGAAGGAGAAAAGAGAGGAGAAAUGUAUUUAUCAUGGGUUAUGCAACCCUUUCUUUGGGGUGUUGCAUGGUAUGCUGUUACCAUUGCUUCAUUAACGGUAGGCUAUAUAUAUUUGAGUUAUUGUCAUUUAUAUUCAUUCGCGUCUUACGACCGUCCCCACGCCCACAGGCGGCCCAAACUCACGUUACGAGGGAAGGGUGUAAUGUAAUUUACAUACCAUAGGUGACGCGCCGGUGUCGCGUUACAGGCGACCGUUGAAAAUAUCAGUGACUUUGUAUGAGAAAUAUAUUACUGAGAUCUGCGAACUCUAAAUAACGCUAAACCUUACUUUUUCUUAAAUGAAAUGAAUAAAAAAGACUAACCUGCAAUGUAUUCCACUGCGUUUUGGUGUCUGUUUGUCGUUUUACUGUUUUUUUGGCUUUAUUGCGUAACCGCUGUUACUCCUUUCAUAGAACGAAGUAAGGAGUACUUCCCUCGUAACGUGAGUCUAGGCCGCCUGUGCUACGCCCUCAAAAUAAAAUACCCGGUGAUUAGGGGUUAUCAGUUUCUCUUAGACGUCCAAGUUUUUGCAUGCUGCUAUAUGAAAGGUUUAGCACGUUUACCGAAUCAUUGUUAUACGAGCAUAGCUUAGAUCGUUUUGUGGGGGUGGUUUUUCUUGCUGUAUUUUUUACAUUUCAUAGUUUUCAUUCCGUUUGUUGUAUCAUUCCCAUCCAUUUUGUUGAUGAAGGCAUACGAGAGUCGCACACUGCUGGUGUUGACACACCCCAAUUGUGGUUGCUUAUUACAUGAUAAAUGUUUUAAAUUCGUUUGAGCAGGGUAGCGAAUCAGAAUAUAAUUGCGUUUUCCUUCUCCCAUCACUCCUCGCGCUUCCUUCGGUCACGCUUCUCCGCGUGCGAUCCAUAUUGAGAGGACUGGGAACGAGACAGUACCAGUACCGUUUUUUAACUUGUUACGAAAAGAAAUUCGAGAAUUUUUUGCUAGAAUGAAGGUUUUUAAAAUCUGUUUUUCUAUUACUUCCAUCCUAGUUCGACCUGGUUUGUGACAAGGCAAUUCUCAGCUCUCUCUCCACUUCCCUUGUCUUUGGUGGAUGGCUUGUUGGUGCAAUUGUUGGUGGGCUGUUAUCCGACAAAAUUGGCCGCAAGCCUGUGCUGGUCAUCUUCUGUUUUUUGGCCAGUGUGUUCGGCUUGGUAGCUUCAUUUCCGCACAUAUUUUGGCUUUUUCUGGUCUUCAGACUUUGCACCGGCUUGUGUAUUGGUAAGUGGGGUCUCAUCUUACGGAAAGGGGGGGGGAGUGGAGAGCGGGUAUGUCCCUAAGUCUGAAUUUCAAAGCGGUCGUUUGGCGUAUUGAAGAGGAGACCAUGCCGCUUUCGGAAUUUUACUAUUGUAUUUGUGAUUUUCCUCGUCGCUGUCGCAUUUCAACCCAUCGUUAUGUCGUUUCUCAUCAUUUCAUCUGUCUUGUGUCGCUGUUUGCAAAACAAUCAUUUAGCAAUUGCGAUAAAGCGUUUUUUAUUUUAAAUUAUAUUUUCUUGUAUAUUAUUUGAGUUUCCUACAGUAGAAUAAACGCUUUGAGCAAUGCUACUUCUCCUCCUCAAAUAACAUUUUUACAUGGUGAACACUUUUCGUUUCUGGCCCUUCAAUAGGGUGUCAUUUUUCUAAUAUAUUUCGCUUGAAUUACGGAAAAGUAAUAUUUCUUGUUCAAUCAAAGCAUACUCUUGAUUUUGGGGUUACGUUACAUGUUCAUUUUCUAACCAGGUGGUGGUGGAAUGGGUAUCUAUGUAAUGGCGACGGAGUUUGUGGGUAGGAGACAUCGUCACGUGGCUGGCACGUCAUUAUGGUACUCGUGGACCCUCGCUCUCGUAUUUUUAGCAGGACUGGCUUAUGGCGUGCGUGACUGGCGAAUCUUGUCGAUCAUAUGCGCUGCCUUGGGACUGCCUAUUAUAAUAGCUUGGAGGUAUUAACCGUUCCUCGGCUCUAGGCCUACUGGUCAAUCCUUCUUUUACCUCUAUACUUUGUCCAAAAUAGUUUACAGUUGUCGGAAAGCAAGAAAGAUUUAAAUUAGACAGCGUGCAACAAAAUGUUACCCUUCUCUUUCUUAGCCUGCAGAAUAGGCGCUAUUUUUUCGCGUUUUUUUGGGCGAACACGAAGCGGACGAAGAGCGCUCGACGUCUCCUUUGUGCUCGCCUGAAAAACGCGAAAAAAAGCGCCUGUUCUUCAGCCUAUCUUUUUCCCAGGGUCUCUAUCAACCAAGUUGCAAUAUCUAUGGUCAAUGAUGGGGCAGCUGGACUCUUAGGAAUGAGGUUGACCUUUUAUUAGAGUCUGAAAGAAAUUAGCCGUUCAGUGAAAAUCACAAAAAUUUAAAUGAAGGGGUUUUUUCUAUAGAAAUUGAAGUGCUUCAUCAGUGGGGAAGUGAAAUACAAAAGUUUUGUUUAAAAGACAAUGAUCAAUAAUCACAUUACAAAACAAAAGCGAACUAACAAUAUUUUCUGCAACGCCAUGAAACAUCCAAAAAUGCCACUCGCCGAGAAGCUGCCAGAACCGGAACAGAUAAAAAAACUGAAUAUUGGCAAGAAAAGCCUUUUUAUCGAAAGAACAUAGGUUUGAAUGUUCGAAGUCUAUAAGAACACUGGUUUCUUGUUCAUUCUUUUUAAGGUAUGUCCCAGAAUCUACGAGAUAUUUGUUGCUGAAGGGAAACAUCAAGGAAACUGAGAGUAUAUUGCGAAACAUCGCUGCUACUAACAAAAAGGAGUACCCGGAAGAGCCUCUUUAUAACCCGAGUGCUGAAGGGAAAGUUCAACAGUUGGGUGAUGUUAGGGAUUUGUUUCGAACUAAAAAGAUGUGUCACAGGACACUUAUAUCCUGGUAUGCCUGGUAAGUGCCACAGGAAUACUAACGUGAUGAAUGCUGUCGCUGACAAGGACAAUUGCUAGCUAUAAUGUAUUCUCCUCUCUGUAUUCUAGGUUUGUAAACGGAAUGGUCUAUUACGGUGUAUCAUUCAGUACUCCAACACUUGGCGGUAAUAUAUAUUUGAAUUUCUUCCUGGCCUCCAUCGUGGAAAUCCCCGCCAACUAUGUUGGCAUCUGGUCCAUAGGCAGGUGAGCCCUGAGCGCAAAAAUGCAACGCGCAGAAUGAGUGGACAUCAUCAGCUAUUCAUGACCGCCGAAGCGGCAAAUUCGAAGGCACGAGCGCUUUCAAUAAGCUCUGAGUAAGAGAAGAAAGGGCCUCUUUUGGUCCACAAGCGUUGAUAAAACCCAUUCGCCCGACUUCGUUAGCUCCAAAAUUACAAAACCACGGACGGAAUAUUGAAAAUGAAUGAUAUAUCAGUGAUUUAAGCAAAAGAAAUAUACGUUUUACGUAGUAGAACUAUCCCUCUGCACUUGAAAAUUGCUCUUUGCAAGGCGGUAAUAUCGCUACAAGGGAAAGACUGCGCAGACUUCAACCAAUGAAAGCGAUUCAGUUCACGCUUCACCUGUAAUAUUACAGACCUAUGAUUCUAGCUCGACUGUAAGUAAAUGUCCCGAGAACAAUAGGCAUUCUGCGCGAUGGGCUAUUUUCUCACUACAACGGGUUCCUUUUGCGCCAGCACGAAAACUAUACCGGAUAGGGGCUCUGUUCGCACAUAAGAACGGUGAUUUCGACGCGAUUUCUGUAACGAAGCGAAGUGACACCGCGCCGAUCUCGAAAAAGGAGCUUUACAUAUUAGAUAGGUUCUGUGCCACUAUUUGGCCCAGGCGCAGUGUAAACAGUAUUCGGACCGCAGCGGAAGUGAAUAAGUGGGAGCAAGGGUUGGAAUCCACUCAGACGGCUUAGUUAAUCAAACCCUCUCGGCCAACCGCUAGGGCAUGAUGAUUCGAUUCGUGUGAACUACUUUUUUCAGUUCUGUGCCGUUGCCGUUCACACGAAAAGCUAUUCUGUAUCGUGUGAACAAAGCCAAAGAAGCUAAACUUCAAAAUAUCCAGCCUCAGCUCCAUGUUUGUAUCUCGUUGAUUAACUAAAGGAACUAUUGUGUUAUACGUCGUUCUUUAAAGCGUUCCGACAAGUGGCCGGGCAUUCUGAAGUUUACGCCAAAGUGUCGAUAUUUAACAAUUACUCCUCGAGCCCAAAUGGGCUCUGAAUCAAACCGAAUGGGCUAUUGACUCAGAGGCCACGAGGGUGAGUAAAAUCCAACUAGCUGGUCAAAAAUAUCGAGAUAAAACAACUUUAGCUAGUUAAAGCUAGACUUGAAGCCAUUGUUUUGGUUUUCAAAGCCGUCGCUUUUCGCUAUAAGUGGGCUAUAACAUAUAACCUAGUAGUAGUUAAAGCAAUCAGAAUGCAGCAUGUAUAAUAGACCACAGGUUGGAUUUUACUAAUAAGGAUGAUGCAUGACGAUAUUGGACGUUUGGAUACAGGAACGACAUCCUAGAUUGUGGGUACCUUGCUAAAAAGAAACGGCAGAAUUUUUUUCUUAAAAGCCUGAAGUAUUGUACCAAAAAAUAACCGUGACUGACAGCUUUCUUCUGGCAGUUUUCCAUUAGUGCGUCAGCACAAGAAUGUUUUUUGUUGUCGUUGUUGUUUUUCCUUCUUAUUUCCCUUUUUCUCGCCUUAGGUUUGGUCGCAAAAAGCCACUUGUUUACAACAUGAUACUUGCUUCCUUCGCUUCUGUAGGGGCCGUACUCUGUACAAUGUACGACCCAGGUGCAGACAAAGGUAGAAAUGUUUUCUAACUUCUCUUAAUAAUUCUGAAUGAUUUUUAUAACUCUAACGAAGGACUAGACUGCAAACGGAGUGCACGCGCGCGCGAGUGGCGAUGAACGAAGCCGCGAGACACGAGAAGACGGGGCGCGCCUUCAGUCACGCGCGUGGUCAUUUGCGUGUCUCGCGCGUUUUACUCGACGGACCAAGAUAAAAGAGAAACUGCUCGUAAUCUAACGAAGGACUGAAAAAUAUAACCAUUUUUUUAAGGUAGUUCAUUUGCUAUCUUCAGGUUUCAUGGCGGGUCGUAUCAUCAUGGCCAUAUCAGCCAAGUUUUUUGUGUUCAUCUCAUUUGAUGCUGUCUAUGUGUAUGCUGCAGAACUCUUCCCUACCGUGAUCAGGUGUCGAUAAUUAUUUCACCUUUGCUACGUUUUUUAUCCUACCGUGAGAGCAGAGGCUACAUUUUCGCGGUGUUAACUAGCAUACGAAAAGUACGCCAGUUCACACCGCGAAAAUAUAGCCUCUGUUCGAGGGCAUUAUGAUGCUAAACGAGCAGCAGUUGUUUCGUUAUCGUUGCUUGUUCCCAUAGUAAUUUCAAUAUCCCCAACUCUCAACCACUCAUGAGGCAUUAUAAUAUGUACCGUAACUGAUUGAUUAAGCGCGCUACUCGAAUAAGCGUCGCUGCUCGAAUAAGUCCCGCACCUUUUACCGAAAACAAUUUGAUAAGCGCCGCGGUGCUAAUUUGGGUUUUACAAAUAAACGCCCCACCUUUAUUACGGCGCCUGAUACAAGAAAUAUCAAAACCAUAUCGCUUGAGAAACAAAAGUACGACCAACUGUCUCUAUAUAUUCCCCUCAGUGUUUUACCCAUAGUUGAGAUAAGCGCCUUCUCGAAUAAGCGCCGCACCCUUAACAGGGAAAAUGAAAUAAGCGUAUGCGUGUAUGUAAAGUUGAUCAUUCCCAUUAUUUUCUGUAGGAACAUAGGUAUGGGGUCAUCAACAUCACUCGCUAGGAUUGGCUCAUUUGCCUCACCCUACAUUAUUCAUCUGGUGAGUAGUGAAACAAAACAUGCAAAAGAAAACAUCUUUAAACCCAAAGAAAACAUGAUUUGUUUUUUCUAUGAGAUAGCUACUGUCUCAAAUGGUGUUUAAGCUGGUAUCAAACGACUUUUGUACUUUAAAUACCGUUUUAAAACAAAGGAUGAAUAAAUGAAAACAUGGUGAAAUAUAAGGCAAACUGGUGUAAUAGAUAGUGAGCCUUAGAUUGUUAAAUUAAAGCAAGUACUUGAACGACCUGAGAUAACUUUAGCCCUUUCCCUUUGCUGACCAACAUAUGGAGUAACGUUACGUAUAUUGUAUAAGAGUGAUGUGAUAAGUGAUCAACUAAGGCACAAACAUAAUUUGAAAACUCGUAUUCGUAGUGCAAUUGAAUUUUAAGAUAACUUAGUAACCGUUACCCCUGGCUUUUUCAAUUACCUCCUCUCCCAAAACAGCUUUUUUCAAAGUAUCAUUUUUAGUUAUCAGUGCGCCAUGAUAUGGAGUUUAAAAAUAGUGCCUGUCCAACUGAACGAUCGAGCGUUGCGCAGACUCGAAGAGCACACAUAAAACGGGUAAAUAUUGGCUGUCCUGAAAAAAAAAAAAUUUUCGAAAUUGUCCUUUUUUCCACAGCGCCUCGUGCAUCCACUCCUACCGUAUGCCAUUAUGGGAGGUAAUGCGUUACUGGCAGGUCUGCUAUGCAUGACACUACCCGAGACAAAGGGAAUGCCAACCGCUGAAACCAUGGACUCGGAAGAGGACACAAAAGAAUCUAUAGAAUUGCAGGUAAUUGCCUUUGUUUUUGGAUAUGUUAAUGCAUGAUAAUAAGUUCAGAACAAAGGAAGGAAAAAUUUGCACCGGGGAAAAAACUGAAAAAUAAAAUGUAUACUUCAUUUUUCUAACGUGAAGUCGAUAUUGGUGAAGUGCACUAGAGAGCGUUUUACGUGACGUCACGGCGGCCGUAUUGGUGUUCCAGAACAAUGAUGGCGUUCUAAAGAAAUCCUGUGGGAGUUGAAUUCUUUUUAAAGUUUAAAACAUUGAUUUUCCUGUCACUAAAGCCCAGUUAGCAAAUUGCAAUUCCUUAUAUGGUUUGAUAUCAAUAUGAAUCUCAGUAGGUCUUUUUUAGAGGUGUUACUUCGAAACUUAAGUCCUACAUUCUAUCUUUAUCAUUUCACCACAAGUACAACGAACCAACAACAUCUCUUUCCCGUUGCAGGGAACUUUCAGCAAAAAUGAUGUCGAGGAAAUGAAAGAAAAGCUCAUGGAUGAUGCAGAGAAGGAGUCUGCAUGAUUCUCAAAGUGUGGUUAUCAAGAAGACCAUGGGUCUAAUUAAAAGACUCCUCUACGAUCGAGUAUAAACUUUAAACCAUGUGCGAUAAGGCCAAGUAAAAAAAAUGCUUCUCGUCCGGAUUUCUAUUAAAAAAAAAAAAAGCGGGCGGUUUUUUUUUUGUUGUUGUUAUUUGCGACUUUUCAAAUAAAGCCAAAAUAAGUUGUGGUGUUGUCCAAGGAUCUAUCCUUGCCCAUCUCUUUUUAUCGCUUAUUCAUGGCAUACGUCAAUGUUUAAUUUAAUUCGGUCGAAUAUAAAUAAAUGAAACGUCAGAUAUUGUUUAAACACACAUUUUGGUUAUUUCAAAAUAUGUUUUAAACAACGUGAUGCGUCAUACAAUAUGUCUCAAUAGGUAGGUGGCGUUAAAAAGGUCAAUAUAGAACUUCGUUUUAUGAAAAGUAAGGCCUGCAACGUAAGAGUGUAGAAAAAUUGUGUUUAAAAAAUUAUUGCAUGGUUCUUGUUCGUUCCAACUUUUCCAAGAACAAAUAAUAAAAAAAGGGAGGCGGCCCCCAAAAAUGAAGAGGGCGGGGAUGAGAAACAUUUCUUUACUUGGCCUAACAUUCAGUAGUCUUCUGGAGAACAGAAAAAAAAAAACAGUUUCAGUAUCAUUUAAGUGUCUUCAUAUCCUCAAUAGUUUUGAGGAAGUAAAGUUAUUUCAUUGAAAGCAAUCAUUUGAUUUUAUACAAGAGAGAAUGGGCUCAUUCUCUCUUGUUUUAUAUUAUUUUUUUUGUUACUUUUCGUACAAAAUGAAGUUACACUACUUUUGUUAUAAAAAUGUAAGAAACGCUUAGUAUAUUACGAACAUAUAUUAUAGAAACAGCUUAAAUGACGAAUGACGUCUUUUAACAAAUUACUCAAAACUACGCCGUGUCUACAUUUAAUUUACACUAUGUCACAGCCUCCUCGCUAGAAAAGCGAAACGAAAACUGCAUCACUCUGUCAUAUACUGAAGUUAAAUUAGUUGUAAAAGUAAGUGUUAUAGAAUUGUAUACCAUGUAGUUAUAGAAUUCUGCUUUAACAGAUCUCUAAAGGGAGGACUCAUGUCCCUUCCUAUAUUUUCUUCUGUAGUAUUUUAUAUCGAAGAGUUGAAGGGUAAAGUAGAGGUAUAUUUUUAAGGAGCCUAUCACUCAGGAAUGUCCAUCUCUGAUAAAAGAUCAAGGUCCGCACAGCGUGUUAUAUUACUUACGCUUGUAAAUAGCCAACUGGGUACGUCCUGCCAGUUGGGGAUUUUUAUUCGGUCGUAUUCCUGAUGUUCGACUUAAAUUCUUUGUUUCAAACUGUCUGAAUAGAGUGCUUGAGAAUUAGCUAUAACUCCUAAGAGCACACUCAAUAUAAACAAAGCAUUUUGUUUUUUUCACCCCA
This is a messenger RNA of Porites lobata, 26262 nucleotides long. The record is from the annotation of a GenBank genome assembly. NCBI's taxonomy places the organism in Eukaryota, Metazoa, Cnidaria, Anthozoa, Scleractinia, Poritidae.